Molecule: messenger RNA, 447 nt
Organism: Ostertagia ostertagi
Lineage: Eukaryota; Metazoa; Nematoda; Chromadorea; Rhabditida; Trichostrongylidae
Source: the annotation of a GenBank genome assembly
AUGAAUCGUGAGGAGACAGAGCGCUAUAUCAAUGUCGUUGUCAGCACGAAUUUCUGGAAAGGUGAAAGUGGAGCUGAGAUCAAAUUCAUGUAUCCAGCCUUGUACCGUACUAGCUGUAUGCUUGAUAUCAGGUUCUUCCCUUACGACCAACAGGAAUGUAAACUGAUAAUCUCGUCGUGGACAUCUUCAAAAAGCGAUAUCGACUAUGCAGCAGAGUUCCACGGUGUCAAUAUGGACAAUUUCAUCCCGAAUGAAGAAUGGGUGGUGGUCAGCUUCAACAUCAAACGAAUUGAGGAGAAGUUCGUCUGUUGUCCAGAGCCUUGGGUGCUUCUCGAAGCUGUUCUGGUUGUACGCCGUAAACCUCUCUACUACAUAGUGAAUCUCGUUAUUCCGAACAUCCGUUAUCACAAUGGUCGCCGUCACCGGCUUCUUCACUGCCGCGUCAAC